Aphanomyces astaci is the source of this 768-nucleotide messenger RNA. RefSeq lists its product as hypothetical. The record is from RefSeq and is a predicted model, not a curated record. The transcript is spliced from 3 exons. The coding region runs from base 46 to 681 and encodes 211 amino acids. Gene Ontology annotation, molecular function: GTPase activity; GTP binding. NCBI's taxonomy places the organism in Eukaryota, Oomycota, Saprolegniomycetes, Saprolegniales, Verrucalvaceae. Gene Ontology annotation, cellular component: Golgi apparatus.
GCCUCACUCACCCUUCAUAAUCACGUUGCCGGGUUGCAUUCAAGGAUGUCCUACGCAUAUCUAUUCAAGUACAUCAUCAUUGGGGACACUGGUGUCGGCAAGUCAUGCCUCCUCUUGCAGUUCACGGACAAGCGCUUCCAACCUGUCCACGACCUGACUAUUGGCGUCGAGUUUGGGGCACGCAUGAUCAACAUCGACAGCAAGCAGAUCAAGCUGCAAAUUUGGGACACUGCGGGCCAAGAAUCAUUCCGAUCUAUCACCCGCUCGUACUACCGCGGGGCCGCCGGCGCCUUGCUGGUGUACGACAUUACGCGCCGGGAAACGUUCAACCAUCUUACGAGGUGGUUGGAAGAAGCGCGCCAAAACUCCAACUCAAACAUGGCCAUCAUGCUCAUCGGCAACAAGUCGGACUUGGAGCACCGCCGCGCCGUGAGUUAUAAGGAAGGCGAGCAAUUCGCGAAGGAGAACGGACUCAUCUUCCUCGAAACGUCGGCGAAAACGGCGGCCAACGUGGAGGACGCCUUCAUCAAAACUGCGCAAAAGAUCCACGCCAACAUCCAAGCUGGUAUUUGCGACGUCACCAACGAGGCGCACGGCAUCAAGGUCGGCAUGACUGGGUCGGCCACACCGACGGGCUUUGGCGGCAAUGCGAACAACGCUAAUAAGGGCGGAUGUUGUUAAUCGAAGUAUCUAGUUGCUAACAAGCUAUAUAACGCUGAUGUGGUGCUUACUUUGGACUCGUUAGCUGCAGCAACCUUAUUACCAGUU